Molecule: messenger RNA, 2018 nt
Organism: Rhododendron vialii
Lineage: Eukaryota; Viridiplantae; Streptophyta; Magnoliopsida; Ericales; Ericaceae
Product: calcium and calcium/calmodulin-dependent serine/threonine-protein kinase-like
Exons: 7
Coding region: 299-1888 (529 amino acids)
Biological process (GO): intracellular signal transduction; protein autophosphorylation; peptidyl-serine phosphorylation
Cellular component (GO): cytoplasm; nucleus
Molecular function (GO): calcium ion binding; calmodulin binding; ATP binding
Source: RefSeq, a predicted model, not a curated record
AUACUGCAGAACUGUUAAAUGAAUGAUGUCAAUCUGUGUCAAGUCAGUUUAUUCGGGGUUUGAUACUUCAUUUUAUUCCUUGGCUUUCAUCAGAUUUGAUACCCUAAACUCAUAUUCUAAUGCCAUGCAAUAGUGCAGAACUGUUAAAUGGAUGAUGUCAAUCCAUGUCAAGUCAGUUCGUUCGGGGUUUCAAACUCAGUUUCCUUUCACCAAUCAUUAGCAGCCUGACCUAUCUUCUUUAUCUUCCUCCUCUUUUUUUCCAUUUGGAAUUUUGGUUUACCCGCAGAAUUGGUUCUCUAUGCAAAAUUUCACUAUCAUGGGGGGACAGGAAACAAGAACACUCUCAGAGGAAUAUGAGGUAUUGGACAUUUUGGGGAGAGGAGGAUUCUCAGUAGUGAGAAGAGGCAUAAAAAGAUCGAGUACUCAACAUGUCGCCAUCAAAACACUACGACGGUUAAGCCCAUCAGUAAUGCUGCCGUCUCCGCCAGAGGGGAGGAAAAGAGGGAAACAACAGCAACAACUACCCCAAAGGGAAGGGGUUUCAGUUUCAGAUGCCUUACUAACAAACGAAAUCCUCGUAAUGAGGAGAAUAGUAGAAGAAGUGGCCCCACAUGACAACGUGAUCCAGCUCCACGACGUAUGUGAGGACCCCACUGGGGACGUGCACCUGAUACUGGAACUUUGCUCCGGAGGGGAGCUGUUUGACCGGAUCGUGGCUCAGGAGAGGUACUCCGAGGCAGGGGCUGCGGCAGUAGUGAGGCAGAUUGCAAGUGGGUUAGAGGCCCUUCAUAGAGCCAAUAUUGUCCACAGAGACUUGAAGCCGGAGAACUGCUUGUUCCUCAAUGAGAGAGUGGAUUCUCCGUUGAAGAUAAUGGAUUUUGGACUUAGUUCUGUGGAGGAGGAGUUCACUCACCCGGUUGUCGGGUUGUUUGGAUCCAUAGAUUAUGUGUCCCCGGAGGCCCUUGCUCAGGGACAGGGUAGGGUAAUAUCAUUUAAGAGUGAUAUGUGGUCCUUGGGUGUAAUCCUGUACAUCCUCCUCUCAGGAUAUCCACCUUUCAUGGCACAAAACAAUCGGCAGAAGCAACAAAUGAUAAUGGCUGGAGAGUUCAGCUUUUACGAGAAGACAUGGAAGAACAUUUCUUCAUCAGCAAAGCAACUGAUUUCAGGUCUCCUCACAGUGGAUCCUGACAGAAGGCCCAGUGCUAAUGAGAUUCUCCAACAUCCAUGGGUGAUAGGAAAUUCAGCAAAGCAAGAACAAAUGGAUGCCGAGAUUGUUUCGCGGUUGCAGAGUUUUAAUGCCCGGCGUAAGCUACGGGCUGCUGCAAUAGCCAGCGUGUGGAGUUGCAGCAUUUUCUUGAGAACAAAGAAGCUCAGAAGUUUAGUUGGCACCUAUGACCUUAAACCUGAAGAGCUUGAGAGUCUAAGUGAACAUUUCAAGAGAAUAUGUGUUAAAGGUGAUAAUGCCACUCUACCUGAAUUUGAGGAGGUGCUCAGAGCAAUGAAUUUGUCAUCACUAAUACCUUUAGCACCACGCAUCUUCGAUCUGUUUGACAACAACCGAGAUGGGACGGUGGACAUGAGAGAGAUAAUCUGUGGUAUCUCCAGCCUCAAGAAUUCACAGGGGGAUGAUGCACUCCGCCUUUGCUUUCAAAUGUAUGACACAGACCGGUCUGGAUGCAUCAGUAAGGAAGAAGUAGCAUCUAUGCUCAGAGCCUUGCCAGAAGAUUGCCUUCCGGUAGAUAUCACAGAACCAGGGAAAUUGGACGAGAUAUUUGAUCGGAUGGAUGCCAACAGUGAUGGACAAGUCACCUUUGAUGAGUUCAAAGCAGCCAUGCAAAUAGAUAGCUCUCUUAAAGAUGUAGUCCUCUCCUCCCUUCGCCCAGUUUAGUAUCUCCCGGAUUGUCAUAUUCUACUAAGUUCAGCUCUGAUAACUUUGUUGGCCUUCUUGAAACUGUUUUUGAACAUUCAUGUAAUCAGCUACAUAAUUAAAAGAGUAAUCAUAUGCUAUCUUUCUCAAA